AUGAACAUCGAAGUGAUACGACCAGCUAGUCGGUUGAACUCCACGGCUAACAUUAAGAUCACUGCAAUUGGAUAUGUUAAUGAGAAAUUAUAUGUAGGGUUUGGUAAUGGGGAUUUAGGAGUGUUUGAUGUUGAUAUAACCUUUAUUCCUGAACAAAGGAAACCUCAACUGAUAAGAUCUUUUAAAACUUUAAACGAUAUAAGGACUUAUUUCAGUGAAACUAAGAGUUCUAAUUUCACUCAUGAUAUUACAUUUCCCAACAUUAAUGGUGACAAUACUUCAAUCAAUCGAAUUGAUAUUAUAUCCAUCAAUCAAUCCACUAAUAGAACCAUCUUUGCAAUUGUGAAUAAUGACGUUAUAAAGAUCUUUGAAAAAGUAGGAAAUCAUCUUAACCUCGUACAAGUCAUAGAAGAUUCCAAAUAUUUCCAGGAAUUGUAUUUCUAUGAAAUCAAUGAAAAGAAAUAUUUAGCUUUAGGUAUAAAGAAGAAAUUGAUUAUCUUACAAAUGAUAUAUAAAACCAGAAACAUCUUCCAAUUCCAAAAAGUUCAUGAAUCUUCAUUGAAAGAAAGGAUAAAGGCCAUCAAUGUGAUUAAUCUAGACCAUGGAAUUCAACUUAUCAUAGGUUUGAGUAAUGAUUUCAUAUUAGUAGAUAUUAAUAACAAUUAUUCCAUUACAUCAAUAUUCACCGAAGAUAACGAGUUGAUACAAAAUUUCAAUAAUACAUCGUUCAGUUACUUUGGUUUGACAAGUAGUGGUCCAUCUAUAUGGAUCAUAAAGAUAAAUGAUGAAGAGUAUUGUUUAAUUAAAGAUACUCAAUGUAUUAUAAUCAGCUAUAAAGACUUGAAAUUCACAGUUUCUCCAAGUAAUAUUAAACUUCAGACGUCACCCAUUUAUGUAGGUUUGAUAAGUCCGUCAUAUUUAUUCAUCAUGUAUACCAAAAAGGUGGAGAUAGUAGAAAUCGAUAGUGGUGAUUUGAUUCAAAAGAUUUCUCACCUGAUCAAUUCUAACAACAUUCCAACAUUCUUGAACCAUUCCUUUGUGUUCUUGGGAGCUGUCAAUGAUUUGUUGCAGUUCAAUAUUUGCAGUUAUCAGCAACAAAUCGAUCAAUACUUGAAAUUUGGUGUUAAUGAUAAUAGGCCAAAGAAAGACCCUGCCACUGAUUUGUCACUCAUAGGUUUGAAUAAGGCUAUUUCAUUCGUUGAAAAAUUAGAUGAAGAGGAUGAAUAUUUCGGGGGUACAAGAGUCAGUAAGGAGAAACGGAAGCAAUUAUUUUUACGAGACUUAUAUAAAACCAAAGCCAUCUUAUUAUUUGAACGGUACUCAAAAUAUCACGAAUCUUUGGUGGGUAUUUGUAGUGAAUGGUUGAUAUCCUAUAAGGACGUUCUUGACUUAUUCCCGGAAUUCUUGUCCACAAAUUACUAUCUUGAUGAUAGAAUUGAUCCUGAGAUCUUGAAACUGUCAAAGAAUUUCAUGAAAAGAAUCAAAGUAGAAGAUAUCGAGCAAUUGAAGUAUUCGUCUGUCACUGCAGAUUCUGCCACUGAAGCUGAUGAACAAGAUCCAUCUAAGGCUACCUAUAGAGUGUUACCAACUAAUAUCUUUGGACAAACCAAGGAUCAGAAUUUAAAGAAAUUUAAUAAAGCUGUGAAUAACUUGAUAGUAUACUUAACCGAUCAAAGAAGAAUACAUCUUAACUUUUCCCAUGAAGAAGCUUAUAGGUGGAAAUCCAUUAAUGUCACACCGUUUGAUUUAUACGAUUUCGUGACACCUGAAACCUAUAAAUACAGUUUAGAGCAAAUAUCGAAGGAAAUCGAUACUUCCUUGUUUUUGUGUUAUUUCCAUUGCAAACCUAUGUUAUUAGGACCUUUAUUGAGAUUACCCAAUAAUAAAUGUGAUUCCAAAGUUGUUAAUGAUUGUUUGUUGAGCAAUGUUCAUAACCAUCAGUUCAAUGAACCUAACUUUAUCAAGGAAUUACUCGAUUUUUAUUUUGGCCGUAAUUUGCAUCAAGAAGCUUUGGACAUGUUGUUCAAAUUGAGCCAUGAAGAUGUCAAUCACGAAGAUGAAUUUGAUGACUUCUUGAGAAGUCCUAGUUUGACCAUUCAGUAUUUACAGAAACUUGAUAAUAAUAAUCUCCCUUUGAUAUUACAGUAUGGGAACUGGUUAUUGACGGAGAAGAACCAAGAUAUUAUCGAAAAUGCCAGAUUAAUCUUCAUGAAUGAUACUUAUGAGUGUGAAAGUUAUGAUAAUUUUGAAGUUUUAGACUACUUUAAGAAUGAUAUACGUAAUGAAGAGUUAUCGAUAAAAUACUUGGAAUGGAUUAUCUUCGAAAGCGAUUUAGGUGAAAAUCCAUCCAAAGUCUCAACAAUGGGACAAUUCCAUACAAAACUUUGUGUUUCGUAUUUAUCAUUAUUGAAGAAACAUAGUAAAGAAGAGCUCUCAAAAUUUGAAAAUUUGCCUACUUAUAAGAAAUUAAUGGAAUUUCUCAAGACUACCGAUUUAUAUGAACCUUGGGCUGUGUUGAAACACAUACCAACAGAUAAUGUUAAUUUCCUCAGAUUCACUAUCUUCAUUUAUAAGAGAUUAGGUGAACAUGAUAAAUCAAUUGAUGUAUUAUAUAAUCAGCUAGAUGAUUUAGAUGGUGCCAUAGAUUAUUGUGCUGAGAUUUAUGAUUACCAUAAUAAGAGGCAAGGUUCAACUUUACUUCAUAAGUUAUUGGAAGAUCUUUUAAUGCAUUAUAACGAAAACACUGAUAACAUUGAGAAACUAUUGAUCCACCAAGGAUCGAAAAUGGAAACUUUAAAGGUGUUGACCGUUCUUCCUAAUUCAUUUCCAGUUAAGAAACUAUCAGAUUAUUUGAAUGAAUCCAUUAGGAACUCCAAGCAACAAUUAGUUGAUACCAGAUUGUCCAGUCAAUUGUAUAAAGUAGGAUCAAUCAAAUUACAGCAUGAACUUUUAACCACCCAGAGUAAAGGAUAUCUAGUUGAGAGCUCGAAGAAAUUAUGCUCAAUAUGUAACAAGAGGUUAGGAUAUUCCGUCUUCACCGUUCAUGAUAAUGAUAAAAUCGUUCAUUAUGCCUGCCAACAAAGAUUGAAAUCUGGUAUCUAG
This is a messenger RNA of Yamadazyma jaroonii, 3102 nucleotides long. NCBI's taxonomy places the organism in Eukaryota, Fungi, Ascomycota, Pichiomycetes, Serinales, Debaryomycetaceae. The record is from the annotation of a GenBank genome assembly.